Molecule: messenger RNA, 3100 nt
Organism: Acanthoscelides obtectus
Lineage: Eukaryota; Metazoa; Arthropoda; Insecta; Coleoptera; Chrysomelidae
Source: the annotation of a GenBank genome assembly
CCCUAGUCUCUUCCAGACGUCGCUCGGCGCUUUGCGCUCCCCACAUGCUACAACUGUGAACGACAAUAUACAGAGAUUUUAUACAGAUGUCGUUCAUAAUGCGCCUAUUGUCCGCCAUAAAUUGGUGCGCCUACGAUUUACUGUGUGUGUCCAGUGAUCAUUAUCAGACUGUGUGUAAAAUUGAGUGCCCCUAUUAAGCGACAGGACAGAAGAGAACCCCUCAGCCCCCCUCAGCGUGACGCUGCCGGACAUCGCAUUGUAACACGACCUACUGUGAUACAGAUUGAGCAUCGUUUUCGAGAAAUUCGGAAAACCAGGCGUUAGAAAAUAUUCCUUUUUGAGGCAUCUACCUGCCCCAUUGUAUGGAGCGUGAUAUACAACCGUUACUAAAUACACUGUGUACAGCUGAGCAAAAUGCCGCUGUACACAAUGGCAGCUGUGCUGCUGCCAGCGCCCUUGCGCAGGCGCUGUUGCCCAUCGAAGAGACCAGUUCUGACAGAUCCAUGGAACCAACCGUGGGCCGUUGGGGCUGCGAAUGGCCAAGUUGACUCGAUCUGGCACCCGCCUGGAGUCCCAGUCUGUCGCCCGAGCCUCUACCGGAGGUCGCCGGGAAGAGGACCCUGCCCCUAGGGUCCAGUGCCGGUCUCGACGGGGCCAUUAGCGAUGGCCCUUUAGCCGUUAAUCCUGCCAUCGCAGAAGACCAGCGAGCCGGCCCCUGGCCUCCGGAACAUCCCUUGCCGUUGCCUCUAUGGAGAGAGGGGCCCAUGCCAACAUUCCAACUCGGCGAUAUAAGGGAAUACGAAUCUUUGGCUUGCGAAAUAGAGAUGCAUGUACGCAAGUUACUUGAAGAGCACAACUACGACACCAUAGGAAAUUUAUUAGCUUUCUACGAUGCUUUCAAGAAGAGCGGAUGUACCAAUGUCCUCGAAUUCUUCAGGAUGUAUACACCACCAAUAACGCCUGACCAUUACACUUGCGUAGGACUUGCUUUGGAAUUGUGGCACAGACUUGGCAUUCAGCUAGAAAGCAAAUAUCCAGGGAUUGGUGACUAUUUGUGCGUUGUUUCUUGCGAGGAGGAUAUCGAUAGUACACCCAUGUACACAGCUCAAAGUCAAAGGGUGGAGUCAACAUACAAACUGGAAAAAGAGCAUGUUCUGUUAUGCCUGAAGGUUCAGUUCUCUGGAAGAACGGGAGUUUUGCUUUGUGACCCAGGAUACCACGUUUCUAGAGUAAUCACCAUUAUGAAUGAUAAUAACUAUCCUCAUACAGGCUGGUACAUCCAAGCUGAAGACGACGACGUCUGCAAAGAAUACUGCUACCACUUCAGCUCGUUCAACCCCAAUUUCGUGGAAUGGGACGAACGCACAACGCGUAAAGGUAAACAGGAAUGCUUCACAGGUCUCAUCUACGUUGGGAGACCUUACCAGACAGCGGUUGACGUCACAGAGAGAAGGAACCUUGUGUACUGCUUCAGAAGUUUACUGUCUAGAGACCAGAAGGGUAACCUAAUUGCAGGAAUCUACUUCAAGGUCAAAGCUAAUGGGGAUGAGUUUACGGUAUUAACAAAGACCUGCUGGACAAACUUUCCGUGUGUAACGAUCAGUUAAACCUGCCGAAAAACAAAUUGUUGAACAUCAUCCAACGCACCGGCCAAAUCUUGAGGGAUGAGCCGUUCAUCCAACAAACACUUGACAUUGACAGAUGUAUCAACUUGGUCUCUGCAGACAACUAAUUGCUCUCUCAAGUUGUCUUUAAUCAUUUGUUACACACACUUUUUGUUACCGCUUCAAUUUCACUAUAGUUAUUAGUAGUUCUUUUUUCUUCCCUAUAUCGCCAAUUUCAAUCUAUUAUAUCGGAGUUCUGAAUUCAGCAAUGCACACGUUGUUUUUCACUAUUCUAAGUAAUAAAUAGGUUAUACUUACAUUAAUUUCCAUUUCACUCAUCCAUUUCAUUAUUGUGGUGUCGGAAUUUUUUCAUUGCAUUUCAUUAAAUUGUUAUAUUGUAUUCAAAAUAUAUACUAUACCCGUUUUACAUCAACAGAUGGAGUUCUUAAAAGUUAUCCUGAUUAUGUUUUGCAGUGCGUGCAACUUGACAAAAAUUAGAACAAGUCUUAUAAUUGCGUGAAGACUUCCACGAAGAAGUUCAUGAAUUUAUUUAACGUUUGAUUUCUGUUGUAUACAUUUGAAAUUUGGCCAUGAACUGGGUUCAUGUAGAAAUCCAUGGAUUUUAUCGUCAGUGUGAAACGGGUAUCAAAAUCAUUUUGCUUCCAUUCUCGUAUAACAUUUUACACACUUUUUACUUAUUCCAUCACAUAUUCAGCACAGUUCAUAAUAAAUAUAGUAUUAUUUAGUAAUUUUUAAUUUUAUUUUUUAUGCCGUGUAUGAUUUUUUAUUUUGCUGAAAUCAGAGCUUCUGUCUAUAUAAAGCUUGCUGUGUACUCUAGCGUUUUGUAUGCUAUGAUUUAACACGGAUAUAGGUAAAUAAUACACAUCACCUACUUUAAUUUUUUUGUUGGCUGUCUUUUUGUCAUUUCAUGUUGGGAAUAAAUAUCAUUUUGCUUGGUGGAGGAUCUUCAUUUCUGCUUAAAUCGUUUCUAAUAGUACAGAUGCAUAACAAAACUUUAUACUCGUCAAACUAACAGCUCUGCCAUUCAAGAGUGGCUUUUAAAGACUUAUCCGAAUGUAAAAUGUCAUCGAGUAUCCGUACCAUAAGAAUCGUUAUUCAUUUGUUUACUGUUUUAUUAUUCAUAUCUGUAUCCAAAAGAUUGUAACUUGAUUUUGCAUAAAUUAAAUAACUGUGUUUACAAAAUAUUGCUUGAUUUUGUUAAUGUUGUAGGUACCACUGUAAAAUUCUAGAAAAUAUAUUCUAUUCGUUUGCGAAAUGGUCAUGCACUGAGGUUAACGCGUAAUCAGACAUAUAUUAGUUUCAUUAAAAUUGAGCAUAUAUCUUUAUCUAACGGUGCAUGAAGUCUUAUACAGAAUAUUUUUCAUGCAACUGUUGGGAUCACAGUUUUGUAUUCUUUACACUGAAGUAUGUGAGCCUAAUUUUAUUGUAUUUUCUAUUUCUUACAAAACUUUUAACAAUAAACAACUUCCAGCUAA